Sporisorium graminicola is the source of this 228-nucleotide messenger RNA. RefSeq lists its product as uncharacterized. Bases 1 to 228 code for a protein of 75 amino acids. NCBI's taxonomy places the organism in Eukaryota, Fungi, Basidiomycota, Ustilaginomycetes, Ustilaginales, Ustilaginaceae. The record is from RefSeq and is a predicted model, not a curated record. The transcript is spliced from 2 exons.
AUGUCCUCCGCCGAUACCGCAGCAGCAAAGAAGGCAGCUGGCCAGCUUCAGCAGGACCAGGCCGGCCUCGAAGGCUCUCACGAUCUCAAGAACGCAGGGCACACCACCUUCCAGCACGGCAAAGGAAUCGAGAAUGCGGAAAAAGAGACCGGGGCAUCAGGUUUCGGCCAAGUAGCUGGUGCUAAGGAAUACGUCAAGGACCAAGUCUCGGACCAGAAGGAUGCCUAG